This is a messenger RNA of Athalia rosae (coleseed sawfly), 2749 nucleotides long. Its product is annotated as sugar transporter ERD6-like 4. Gene Ontology annotation, cellular component: membrane. Bases 1073 to 2521 code for a protein of 482 amino acids. Gene Ontology annotation, molecular function: transmembrane transporter activity. The transcript is spliced from 4 exons. Gene Ontology annotation, biological process: transmembrane transport. Lineage: Eukaryota; Metazoa; Arthropoda; Insecta; Hymenoptera; Athaliidae. The record is from RefSeq and is a predicted model, not a curated record.
CGUGUACCACAAAGCAAUUAAUUGCUCCGUCAUUUCGGUGGAAAUCCAGUUGUCGACUAGACACAAAGUUUUUAGUUUCGGUGAAAAUUCACGAUCUAUUCACUUCAGCUUCCAAUUUUUUUUCUAUCAUUCCGAUCUAUGGAAUAACAGAUCGAACACGAAUGAAUUGGUAUGACCUUUUUCGUUGGAUCGAAUCCACCGACCGCAAUCGAAACUAGUUGGCCGUAAUGUUCCAUCGAUUCCAUUGUGGUCAAAUAUUUCGAAAUUUCAAGAGUCAUAAAUUCACACGUAUCAUCGAAAACUCAGAAUCACGCAUCGGAUGCCGAUUAAGAUUACGCGGCAUCGAACUAUGCUCUUGCUGUGUGCAUAACGAUAAGUAUUCACUACAAGUAGAUACCGAAGUAUUUCGGGAUCUCGUACGGCGAUUUCGAACGUUGAACCUUCCGUAAGACGGUGAAAAAAUAAAUAAAAGUGGCCGUAAUGGUAUAAAAUCAGAAGAUGCGUCACAUACAGCUUUCAAAUAAUUCCAUCGUAUAUCCUCCUCAGACCCCUACAACUUUGACCUGAACUGUUUCUCGAUGAGACGGAUGGUUUUCAAAAUAAUUGAAUCCCCUUUUCGAGACAAGACACCCUGUACUGUUCAGCAGUAAUGUUGCCCACUUUCUGCGUGGUCGAUCUAUUUUACCCGUGAGAUACUACCGAGUCUGCCAAUAUGAUAAAUUGAACGGUGUGGGAAAUUUGAGUGCGAUUAUCGUUGAUCGGCAUGUGAUAUAACAACUUAUGGUUCACGCAUUUCCUCAAGAAAACGUUAGAAUCAAACGUAAACGCUGGUUAGUUUCGACUUCUGUAGUAGAAACCUGGAUUGCCGUUUCAUCGGAAAAGUCGAGUGUAGCAAUAAAUUGUGUUAGAAUCCCAUACUAAACCCAAGGUAAAUGUUAUCAAGGUCAUAGGAAAUUAUCAUAUAAAACGAGUCGGUAAUUGCAGAGCGCUGUUAGUUUUCAGUCGCGAGUAAUAGUAUUGUUUGUACAAACUAUCGACAUAAUUAAAAACGAAGAAAACAAAGGAAGACAACAUGACUUCGAAUUCGGAAAGAGGGAAGUACAUGUCUCUGGCGGGUUCUUAUAUCGUCGAGUACGCUGUGACUUUUUCCUGUUUUAUGCUCAUAUUCGGCGUCGGUUGCGUAGUCGGAUUCAUUUCACCUGCGCUCAGCAUUCUGACCGCCUCAGAUAGCCCGAUCGCCAUCACGGCAAUCGACACUUCCAACCUGGCCGCUGUCAUCGGAAUAGGUCACAUGAUAGCUCCGUCACUGAUCGGACAUUUGAUCGAUGUACUCGGACGGAGGGGCUGUCUUCUGGGAACGGCUAUCAUCCUUACGAUCAGCUGGGGUCUCAACGCGAUCGCCGGCAAUGCCAUUGUCCUGCUCAUCGCGAGGGUUUUCGGCGGUCUGUCGAUCGUGCUCGGUAUGGGAUUGGUACCGCUCUACCUGGGCGAAAUAUCAUCGCCCGAAUUGAGAGGUGUUAUAGGAACAGUUACCGGGUCAGCGCUCAGCUGUGGUAUACUGUUCGCGUACGCCGUACUUCCGUAUAUCAAGAUUCGGAUGUUCUCUCUCCUGCUAUUGGGCAUCGCUGCCGCUUCGACGAUCGGGAUAUACUUUAUUCCCGAGUCUCCGUACUUCUUCGCCAUGAAAUGUAAAUUUCAAUUGGCCGAAGAGACGCUGGAAAAAUUCAAAGGAAAAAGCGACGUUACCCAAGAAUUAGAACUGAUCAAAGAGAGCGUCAAAAUACAGUGCGAACAAUUGGAAAAGCACGAGGAAUGGAAGGCUAAUGGGAAAAACGGAACCAAACCGAAGAAGUUCAGAGCGUUUAAGGAAACGAUCAGAGUACGGGGAUACCGCCGAGCACUGUUGAUAAAUGUCAUGUUCUCGGUGAUACUGCAGGCCGGUGGCUACUUUCCAUUGUUCACGUACGGAUCGACGAUAUUCACCGCUAUGAAGGUAGGCCCGGGAGAGUACGUUGCCUCUGUAACGAGCGCCGUUAUUCAGCUGUUCUUCAACAUCUUGACGAGCUUCUUUAUCAACAGACUCGGCCGGCGACCCCUCGUCUGUUUAUCGGGGGUGUUGGGCGGACUUUGCACACUGGGAAUCAGCGUUUAUUUUUACGUCGUGGAACACACGGACGUCAACGUCUCGGCGUAUUCCAACGUGGCCCUAUUCGUGGUGUAUCUGUACAUUGCGACGGUCAACUUUGGUAUGAUGCCUCUUCAGUUGGUCACAGUUUCCGAAACAAUAGCACCGGAAGUAAAGGCAAUGAUUAACAUGAUCGUUGGAAUAAUCGUCGGCCUAACCGCGACCGUUACCGCCAAGUUGUACAUAUUGACAGCGGUAUCCUGGGGCCUCGGUCACUGCGUACCAUUUUUGGGUUUCACUCUUACGACGUGGAUUUGUACCGCGGUGAUCCUGAAGAAUCUCCCCGAGACUAAAGGGAAAACAUUGUUAGAGAUACAGAGCGAUCUGCACGCGUGAGUUUGAAUAUCGUUCCUACGUACAAUCGUUAUCGAACGUCGCUUUGAAAAUUUCAAACCACCUUUGAGGUUUUAGUUUAUUUGCAUAAUGGAGACGAAAGAGUGGUUGUGUCAAACACAGGAGUUUGCUUUAUAUUUGUUUUGUGAUACCGCUAUAACGGAAGGAAUGAAACUAUAGAUAUUAUAGAUACGGAAAAGUAGAGGAUUACUGUAAAGCAAAGACAGAAAA